AAAAUUGGUUGGACCACAGCUUCGUACGUGCGCUGGGCCGGCACACUCCAGCUUGAAUGGACCGUACGCGCUUGUUUGAAGGAAAGAGACGGUAGCCUCAUGUGGCGACGCCGGGCUGCCUCGGCGGAGAGCUGCGGGCCAGCUAGGUUGGACCUGUGUGGGGGGCAGCCCUCAGACAGUCGUAGGCCGUGGAUGGACUUGCUGUGCGGCAGCCGCCAGCCCGUCGAAGAAGACGAGGUCUUCAGCGUAGAGCCUCCACAGUCGCCGGAGGCGAAAUUCAUCGCGGAUGCGUGGGAACCGCGUGAGCGUGAGGACGACGCUUGCGCGCUGCCAGAGCACAUUGACGACGACGCAGAUAGCUUCGCAGACCUCCCGCAAAUGGUCGAGGCGGCGACGCGCCGCGAGAUAUCGCGACGACGAGACUCGCUGUCGCCCAACGCCGUCACCGACCGCCUCAGCGCCCUGCGGGUGUCCCGAACGACGGUCGCGACGCCGCCGCGGCGACGCCGAUCUCGCGGCCAGCACGGCGGGGCGGACGUGCCGAGUCCUCUGACGAAGCCGGCCGUGACGCCGCGGCGUCGACGCGCGGCCUGGCGCGGCCAGCACGGCGAGGCGGACGUCGCGAGCCCCCUGACGGACGGCUCGCCGCCGCUCGAGGCGCUGCCCCAGCGGAAGGUGCGCCCCGAGCCGUACUACUCGCAGCCCGUGCAGUAGUAGCACGGGCCUCACGCUAUCGAGCGCCGCGCCGAGGGGGAGCAUUGUAAAUGUCGAGUGAA
Messenger RNA from Pelagomonas calceolata, 776 nucleotides. The record is from the annotation of a GenBank genome assembly. Lineage: Eukaryota; Pelagophyceae; Pelagomonadales; Pelagomonadaceae.